AGCUUAUUUAUUUUUUUUAAACAACCAACAAAGUCAUCGUUUGAUUUUCAUCUUAGGAAAUCAAAUGAUGAUGAUGAUGACACAACUUUCAUGAAUUAAAAGUUAAUACUACCAUAGUCAAUGCCAUUCAUUUCUUACAGUUCUUGGCAUUAACUGUAAGUAGGUGUAUCAUAUCUGCCACCAGCGCCAUUUGAUGGUACAUGCAUAAUUUGUAUUCACACGUUGAACUAUUUUAGCAUUCACUCGCUGACAAAAUGUUUCAAUCCUCACGAACGCAAAGGCAUUCAUCUUUGUGAAGCUAAUGAACAAAUAAUAAUACAGCUGUGCUCAUGGCAGAGCUGAAUCAACAAAAUUGUGCAACUUCUAAAAAAAAUGAAAAAGAUAAAUGCUUCCCUCCAGAGGUUUCCCUUGGUCAUUACAUGUUAAAUAAGAGGCCACUUGAUUUAUGCAUCCAUCUAAUCACACUUUCCCCCACCUCUGAGAUUAGUGUUUGAAAUGAUUGGUUGCAGUUGUGAUGGGUGUUAAAUAUUUAGGUUUAUAAAAUGAGUCUCCUCUGAAUAUAAUAUGUAUAUAUUUUUAUGAUCAUCAUUAUUGGAGAACUGCUUAGUUUUAACAAAGGACUCUUAUUUUGAAAACGUAACCGGGAUGUUCAUCGAAGUCGAAAGCAACCAGCAGGCACAGAGCGACUCAUGUUUAAAGUCAUUUUCCACUUUAAACAAGUCUCAGCUGCAAAUCAUCUGGUCUGCAGGAGGUGAAACGUUGCCAUGAAUAUACUAGUACUGGCUAUGAUUUUACUGUUUCAAUUUUGUGGUCAAAGUUUUUGCCAAAAUGGAACCAAACCUAACAUUGUGAUGGUCAUGAGCGAUGCAUUUGAUGGGCGAUUGACCUUUGAUCCUGGCAGCAGAGUUGUACAGCUGCCUUACAUAAACUACCUCAGGCAGCUCGGUUCCACCUUCCUCAAUGCAUACACCAACUCUCCCAUCUGCUGCCCUUCAAGAGCAGCAAUGUGGAGCGGUCAGUUUGUUCACCUCACCCAGUCCUGGAACAACUACAAGUGCCUUGAUGCAAAUGCAUCCACAUGGAUGGAUUUACUGGAGGCAAAGGGAUAUAUUACCAAGAUGAUGGGCAAGCUGGACUAUACCUCAGGGAGUCACUCUGUCAGUAAUCGAGUUGAGGCCUGGACACGAGAUGUUCAUUUGCUCCUGCGCCAAGAGGGCCGGCCAGUUACGCGACUUGUUGGGAACAUGUCAACAGUAAGGAUCAUGAGAAAAGACUGGGAAAACACGGACAAGGCUACACAGUGGAUCCACCAAACUGCUGCAUCCUCACAACGGCCGUUUGCUCUUUACCUUGGCCUAAAUUUACCCCACCCCUAUAAAACUGAAUCCCUGGGGCCCACAGCAGGAGGAUCCACCUUCCUCACCUCACCACACUGGCUCACAAAGGUGUCUUCUGAUCUCAUCUCUGCUCCUAAAUGGCUGCCCAUGGAUGCCAUGCACCCUGUCGAUUACUACUCCACCUUCACCAAAAACUGCAGUGGUGAUUUCACAGAGGACGAGGUCAAAAGCAUUCGGGCCUUCUAUUAUGCCAUGUGUGCCGAAGCUGAUGCCAUGCUGGGCCAGGUGAUUUCAGCCCUGAGAGAAACUGGGCUGCUUAACAACACUGUUGUGAUCUUUACGGCCGACCAUGGAGAGCUGGCCAUGGAGCACCGGCAGUUUUAUAAGAUGUCAAUGUUUGAGGGCAGUUCCCACGUUCCCCUGCUGAUCAUGGGGCCUGGGCUGAUGCCUGGCCAACAGAUCAACCAGCUUGUGUCUUUGGUUGAUCUCUAUCCUACUGUGCUGGACAUUGCUGGUAUUCCACCAGAAGGUAACCUCAGUGGACACUCCCUCUUUCCUCUGCUGUUCAAGUCUAGUGCUUUUCCCAAGAAGCAACAUCCAGACUGGGUACUGAGUGAAUAUCAUGGUUGUAAUGUCAAUGCCUCUACCUACAUGCUGAGAAGUGGGAAGUGGAAAUACAUCACCUAUUCGGAUGGCCUGAGUGUCCCUCCCCAGCUUUUUGACCUUACGCUGGACAAGGAAGAGCUUCACAAUGUGGUUCUCAAGUUCCCCGAGGUGACGGUGCAUCUGGACAAGCUGCUGCGCAGCAUCGUAGACUACCCAAAAGUCUCAACAGCGGUCCAUCUCUAUAAUAAAAAGGCAUUUGGGGCCUGGAGAGAUAGUCUGGGCAGAAACUACAGCCAGGUCAUUGCUAAUCUCAGGUGGCAUGUCGAUUGGCAAAAAGAUGUGUCUGCCAAUGAGCGAGCUAUUGACAGGUGGCUUCAUGGUUUAUCGUGAUGGUGUCAUUUCCAGACCACCUGAGGGCUCAACAAAGCACUCUGUCUUUUAAAAAGGGCCUAAAAACCUUUAUUUUUAAACAAGUAUUCACCUAAAUUUUGUAUUUCCUCUUCUACCGAUGUUUUUUCUUUUUAAACCUUUUUUAAAUAUUUUUCUGGAUCUUGUUUUUACUCUAUGGCACUUUGAGAUUGCUUUUACUAAUGAAAACUGCUCUAUAAAUAAAAUGUAUCAUUAUUAUUAUUAUUUAUUUAUUUCAUGAGCUGGAUUUGCACUUUGAUUUAAGACUCUUAAAUCCCUUCUUCUAUUGUUUUCAUCUUUCAUUAUUUAAAUAAAUACAUAUUUUGUUCACA
Messenger RNA from Scophthalmus maximus (turbot), 2683 nucleotides. RefSeq names its product arylsulfatase family, member K (gene arsk). The coding region runs from base 765 to 2333 and encodes 522 amino acids. The record is from RefSeq and is a predicted model, not a curated record. NCBI's taxonomy places the organism in Eukaryota, Metazoa, Chordata, Actinopteri, Pleuronectiformes, Scophthalmidae. The transcript is spliced from 8 exons.